GUUUGGGAAGCACCGUAAGGACGAGCGGCCGGGAGAGAAGAUGGAUCGCAAAGGCUCCAGCAAGUGGAGGCCGGAGGAGACUCAGGUGUCGGAGGAGGAGACGAUGAAAAUGAGGAUGGAGCAGGAGAGGAUUCAAGCAAAGACCAGGGAGCUGAGGGAGCGUCAGGCCCGGGAACGGGACUAUGCCGAGAUCCUGGACAUAAGCCGAACGCCUGAGAGGUCCUCCGAGGAGGAGCACCCUUACGCCGGCAUCAAUGCCCUCAACAGCUCCGUUGACAGUGGCCACAGUCGGCCCCACAGCCCUCGAGACGACCACCCCCACAUCCAUCCACACCACCAGCACCAGCACUCCGAUACCCUCUACACCCAAGUCAGCAAGGCCCGCAAUGACCGGCCUCCGUCUGCAGACAGUAACCGGCUAACCCCGAGCAACCACGACCGGAUACAGAGGCUGAGGCAGGAGUUCCAGCAGGCCCAGAAUGUCCCCGAUGACCCCGACGAUCGCAGGAGGACCUACAGCUUCGAGCAGCCCUGGUCAAACACCAGCAGCAACGGUCCGGGCGGGUACAGCCAGCCGGGUCGCCACUCGGUGUCGGUGGAGGUCCAGAUGCAAAGACAGAGGCAGGAGGAGAGGGACUCCUUCGCUCAGGCUCAGCGACAGUACAGCUCGCUGCCACGGCAACCCAGGAAGAACCCCAGCUCCAUCUCCCAGGACUCCUGGGAUAAGGCGUACCCACCCGGUGAGGGCUUCCAGACGGCCAAGGACAACCCCAGGUACUCCAGCUACCAGGGCUCCAGGAACGGCUACCCAGGAGGCGGCAGCGUCAAUGCCAGAGUCCUUCUGGAGGCCCAGGAGCUCCUGAGGCAGGAGCAGAGACGGCGAGAGCAGGAAGCCAAAGGGAAGCUAAUGCAGGAGAGCACCGGCAACAGCAGCUACGACGGGUACCACCUGAAGGACCCGGCCUCUCCGAAGGGUCCAUACCGCCACGACGUGCCACCUUCACCUUCGCAGUUGGCGAGGCUGAACAGAUUGGGGUCAGAGAAAGGCAGACUUUUUUAUUCCUGAGGAGUGCCGAUGGACUGAUGGAGCAAGAAGAACUUCAAGAGCUAAGGGGAUUACCUUGAAGAAACAGCUAAAGCGGACGCUGCAAAUCUUGACAAAGGACAACCUAGAGGUCUUAUAGCUUAGCGAUGAUGUUAGAGGUAAACAGUUGUGAAGUGUACUCAGUAUGUGGGUGUUUGUGUUCAAUCCCCCGCUGUGCCGAUGACCUAUACAAGUUGUCAGUCAGUCACUCACCCUCCUACAGACAUGAGAUGCUCAGUGCCUUCUCUGCAUUCACGAUGCUUGUUCACAGUCGUCCAGGACUCUGAUUCAUCGAGAUCUGGCACCGUCAUGUACUGACAAUCAAAUGGGCAGACAGGCAAAGUGAGUGGGCGCUUUUUUUUUUUCUUUUUUUUUUUUUUUUUUGAGCCCACGGGGAGGCGUAAGUUCUGUGUGGGUUUGUGUGUGGGCAUGUGACAAGGUACAUGUUUCACUAUCAAGUACGCAUGUCCCGUGGAUGACUCUCCCCACCUGUCACAAAUCACCCUUUCGUUAACAUUCAGUCCCUGCCGAUGCUGCCGGUGUUUUCUCCGUAUUCUGUUUUUCUUUACUUUUCAGUCUUUUCUCCGUAGCAAUGGAAGCCUCUCAGUAUUCUCCCGGGAGCGGAAAAAACAAGGCAAAGUGUGUGUAAGAAAGCAGGGCACAGCGAGUGUGUGUGUGUGUGUGUGUGUGUGUUAUUAAUAAAAAAGCCCCCCCUCAUAAAUGAUUCAUAUUGUGUGUUAUCUCCGCGGAGGAGACUCAGGCAGGGAAGGUAGACAGCUCUGAUCCUCUGCCUGGCCCCUCUGCACGGCUCUGGGCUUGACUCGCUGGCCCGCCUGCCUGUCUGUCUGGAGCUCACAUCCUCCUCUCGCUGCUCUCGUCGCCUCUGUUCAUUACGCUCCUUUCUUCUACCUCAGCAGCCCCCCCACCUUCAUCCUCCUCUUCUCUUUUCGCUCACCUUUCUCUCAUCUCACCCCUUCCCCUUACUCUUCCUCCCGCUACCCACUACUAACCCUCUCCUCCUCAUCAUCAUCCUCCUCCUCCUCCUCCUCCUUGUCUCCCGAGUCAGGCUCUGCACUGAAUUUUUCAUCACAAGCCACCUGCUGCCUGCCAGAGAGCCAAAGAACGCUGCCACCAGAGGCACCGACAGAGGGCCCAGCUUCUGACAUAAAGAGUUGAAUAAAAAAGCAAAAAAAAAAAAAAAAGAGACAGAAUAAAGAUGGGUGGAGAGACAAUAAGCCUCCCAGUGUGAGAUUAGUUAAAGCUUUUCUCCCGUUUUUAACAAAAGGCAAAAUUGUCCUCAGGAGUUAAUUGCUUUCAAUUGCUAUAAUUGCUUUUUGUAUUUUUACCUUUUUAAGCGUUUUGCCGGCACUCUUCUGCAGAGUGAUUUAAAAAGAGGGAGCAGUCGGGGUGCUAUCUUGCUUUUGAAAAAACAGCAGUUGAUGGAUGAAAUGAGUGCUGUUGGCUUUUAAAGGGUACGUUGAACAAAAUCACACAAAAAAAAAACAAAAAACAUAUUUUCCAUCUUACCUCCAGUAAUAAUGCAGAUCAUUUGGAUAUUAUUUGCCCAGGUUUUGAGAUGUCUGCCUCUGAGUUUGCCUCUGCCAUCCGCUCUGCAAUUGAAGUAAAUGGAAUUUGAAAUGUGGUUUUCCACAACAAUGACAAGUACUUUGGUUUCUUUUAACGUUUUUCUUCCAAAGAAAUAGUUUGGAUCAAUACAGUUAAAAAAUAAUUCUCGUUGUGGCUAUUGAGCCUCUAUGGAUCAUGCUGACUUUGCAUUCUUUAUUGUAGUGAAAUGGAAACAUGGAGUCACGUUUAACAGCAUCACGGCAAAAAAAAAAUGUGCAAAUUCCCUGCAGAUGUGCAAAACUGAAAGGUUUUUACAGUGUCACAUGUAAACAAACUAGAAGACGGAGAUAGAAGGUUGUCUAGCAAGUUGCCCCAGAUAGAGAGCCAUGGGGGAGUUUGCAGAUGAACUGGCAGUGUGUUGUUGGAGCUGCCUUCACACGCCAGAAAGUUGCACAACAAAGUUCAAAUCAAAUCAAUGCUAAAAUAUUGACAACAAAUACUUUCAUGGUUGCCCUACGGUAGCUAGCCAGCUGGAAAUGCUCGCAACACCAGUCGUAAUAUUUCUUUGUUUUCUCUGGCUUACUUACUCUCUGUUAGCUGGCUUGUUAGCGUAGCACUUAGCAAACAGAAGUAUACACAGUUAAUCAGCUAGCUGGUCCAAUGCAACCAUAGACUGGAUAUAAAAGAUGGACGUAGCCUCCAGGUACGAAAAGUGAAGCCAAUGCUGAAGUGUCUCAAACCUGCAUUUUGUCCAACUGCCAGCAGGCGGCGACUCCUCUGGUUGGUAUAAGAAGUCUGGUUGUAUUGAAAUCUGUGAGAAAAAUAUCCCACUUCUCCUUUGAUCUGUUACCUGAGCUAGCAUUUUUCCAACAUGUUUAUGGUCUAAAUCACUAGUUUGAAAAUCAUGGUGUGUGUUUUGUCCCUUACUCGUUACAUCAGGUUUCAAAAGAGCAACACGAGGCUUUGAAACUGUCGUCCACAAACUAACAGGUGACGUAACAUCUUUUAUAUACAGUCUAUAGAUGCAACUUGUCAGCCACUAUAGCUUCCUCCCCUUCCGACUCACCGGCUCUGCGUUAACUCAGUGGAUGGUCAAUCUAUUGAUAAAGUUGAUUUUGUUGAAAUGAUUUAAUUCCACUGGGGUGACUGAGUCUUUUUAAAUGCUGCACGGACUACCAGUUAAAUUGCAUUGAUCUCUGCUGUAUCAGGAUGGAAAUAAUCUGAAAACCUGGAAAAAUUCAUCCAGAACCACGUGUAUGAGGUAAAAAUGUCUCUUUGGAAG
This is a messenger RNA of Stegastes partitus (bicolor damselfish), 3932 nucleotides long. RefSeq names its product partitioning defective 3 homolog. The record is from RefSeq and is a predicted model, not a curated record. The annotation marks the transcript as partial. Gene Ontology annotation, biological process: establishment of centrosome localization; establishment or maintenance of epithelial cell apical/basal polarity; establishment of cell polarity. Gene Ontology annotation, cellular component: apical junction complex; adherens junction; apical plasma membrane. NCBI's taxonomy places the organism in Eukaryota, Metazoa, Chordata, Actinopteri, Pomacentridae. Gene Ontology annotation, molecular function: phosphatidylinositol binding. The transcript has 5 exons.